Molecule: messenger RNA, 666 nt
Organism: Rodentolepis nana
Lineage: Eukaryota; Metazoa; Platyhelminthes; Cestoda; Cyclophyllidea; Hymenolepididae
Source: the annotation of a GenBank genome assembly
AUGAAUCACUUUAAUUAUAAUUAUAACUUCAGUUUAAAAAAAGCCUAUAUCUUUAUAUUAGAGUUCUUUGAAGUUCGUCGGAAGGUGGUGGUGGAGGAGGAGGAGGAGGAGGGCGGAAAGGAAUUAUGGAGUACGAUCAUAGCCAUCAGAGAGGAGAGAAUGGAAUUUAAAAAUUUUGUCACCGAUAAUCGUAUUUGUAGUAGUAGUGGUAGCAGUAGCAGUAGUAGUGGUGGCGGCGGUGGCGGCGGCGGUGGUGGUGGGAUACGCGUGGAUGGGCGCGUGCAAACUUCGCAGUGCCGCAUGUAUCCCCUCUCACGUGGCGAAGGAGAAUCUCCGCCACUAAUGGAAAGGACCCGUCCUAUAUCUACUCAAAUUUGUACACUCUGCGAGAGCCUCGAUACACAACCAGAAAUGACGUCAUCUCUUUGUACUUUAUGCAUGACUGCUGAAGGAGUGAUUUUUGACACCCAACCGGAGUCAAAACCCUUUCUCUUCUUAUCUGCAUUGAAUGGGAAAUUUAGUAUUGAACCAAUGUACACCAGCGGGUUUCAAACCCCAUAUAGUGACACGUUGAUUCGGCAUCCGAUGAAACCAGGAGACAGCAAUAAGAAACGUCCCGAGAAAAUGGAUGCGGUGGCAUCCGAAUUCCCAGCCUACUUAAUUUAA